Messenger RNA from Gossypium raimondii (Peruvian cotton), 3351 nucleotides. Its product is annotated as receptor-like protein 15. The record is from RefSeq and is a predicted model, not a curated record. Gene Ontology annotation, molecular function: protein binding. The transcript has 5 exons. Lineage: Eukaryota; Viridiplantae; Streptophyta; Magnoliopsida; Malvales; Malvaceae. Bases 404 to 3124 code for a protein of 906 amino acids.
AUGAAAGGGAUGCAUUCACUAAAGUUGAUACAAGUGAUGAAUUUGGUCAUCCUAUUGACUCAAUUUGAUGGGAACAAGGCAUGUUUUGAAGAAGAGAGGAUGGGGCUGUUAGAAUUGAAGUCCUUUUUGAAGCAAGAAGUGGUGGAUGGUUCAGACCAUGUUGUACUCCCUUCAUGGGUUGAUGACCCAAGGAGUGAUUGCUGUGGUUGGGAGAGAGUUAGCUGCAACUCAACCACCCGACGGAUUGUUAAACUCUCCCUCUCUCUUAUAGGAGGGUUUUUAUAUGGCUGUUAUAAUGAUUUUGUGUUUUCAUCCUAUUUGAAUGUUACCUUAUUCCAGUCUUUUAAAGAUCUAAAAACUCAAUUUAUCCUAUAAUUAUAUUAGAUGGCAAGAGAACCAAGGUAUGUUUAUUCAGUUUCACCCGAACCCAUCUUUAAGUGACCCUGCAUUUCCAUUUCCCGAAGUUAUCUUUGAACAUUUGGGUUAUUGGAUCAUUAUCUUCUUUAUAGGUUUGCUAAGGCUACAACAGUUGGAGACGUUGGAUCUUUCUGGUAACGGUUUAACAAGUAGCCAUCUGCAGUCCUUGAUGGAACUCAAAUCUCUUAAGAAUUUGAUUCUUAGUUGCAAUUCCUUCAACGGAUCCUUCCCUACCCCAGAACUAUCUGGUUUUGAAAACUUGGAGACAUUGGAUUUAAGUUGGAAUUCCCUAAGUGACUCCCCAAGGGAGUUGGACGCUGCGAAUUUCUCAAAGCUGAGGAAUGUAGUGCUGCAUAACAAUUACUUCAAUUCUACUGAGAUUCUGAGGUUGCUGGGUUCACUUCCGUCGCUCAGGUCUCUUGACCUUUCCUCUAAUAUGCUGGGAAUGGAAAGCACUCUGUCGAAUCAAGAUUUGAUAACUUUAGGAAGAUUGGAGCUAUUAGAUUUAAGGAGGAAUUAUUUCAAUGGGAGUAUUCCUCAAAAUCUUGGGAAGCUAUCCUCUCUUAAAGCGCUAUAUUUGGCAGGCAAUCUAUUCAAAGGGUCCUUACCGGUCCCAGGCUUGUGCGAAUUGAGGAGACUUCAAGUGUUGGACAUUAGUCAUAAUAGGUUGGAAGGAACCCUUCCUUCUUGCCUGAGCAAUUUGACAUCUCUUAAGGUUUUAGAUGUACAUGAUAACCUACUCAGUGGCUCCAUUACUCCAAAUUUAAUACCAAGUCAAAAGUUUCUUCAGUUCAUCGAUAUUAGCAAUAAUGUUUUUGAAGGUUCCUUCUCUUUCAGCUCCAUGUUCAAUCUUUCCAAGCUUGAGGUAAUCGUACUUGGGGGCACGAAAAACAAGCUACAGAUUGAUAAUGACAACCAAGCUGGGAAUGGGAUUCCGUUGUUUCAACUAAAGGUAUUGCAACUUUCCAAUUGUAGCAUGAAGAGUGCUCCACUUUUUUUGCUAAGCCAGCACCGAUUGAUAUGGGUUGAUAUCUCACACAAUAAGUUGAGCGGAGCCAUCCCUUCCUGGUUGCUUCAAAACAACACGGAUCUAAAGUUUCUGAAUCUUCGGAAUAAUUCUUUUACUGGGAAACUUGACCCUUUUCCACAACAUCCUCUGAGUAGUAUGGUUCAUAUGGAUGCAUCAUACAAUCAUAUUGAUGGCCAUCUUCCUAAGGAUCUCGGAAUCGUACUUCCAAAUUUACAAUAUCUUAAUUUAUCUUAUAACUUCUUUAAAGGCGAGCUCCCAUCCUCAGUUGGUGCCAUGAGGAAGUUGUUGUUGUUGGAUUUAUCCUUCAAUAAUUUAUCAGGGAAACUUCCAAACGAAUUGGUAAAAAUCUGCACUGAUUUGGGUGUUUUGAAGUUAAACAAUAACAAUUUUCGUGGUGAUUUUUUUUCCACUGACUUUAACUUGAGUGACUUACGAGCUUUGGAAUUGGGAAACAAUGAGUUCACUGGAGGCCUAAUGACAAAAGAGGAAUUUUAUGCUGAGAUGCGAAUUUUUGAUGUUAGCAACAACAAAAUGACUGGUAAGAUUCCUAAUGGAAUAGAUGCUAAGGUUCUUUUACUGCAGAAAAAUUCUUUUGAAGGCCAAAUUCCAUGCGAAGGAUUUUUUAAUGCCCAAGUUGUUGAUAUUUCUCAUAACUUUCUGUCGGGACAAAUACCUUCAUGCUUAAUAUCCAAGGCUUUUUCAAAUGUUAAGUUGUUGAACUUAAGAGAUAAUAGAUUGUCAGGAAAUAUUCCCGCGGAAAUUAGUUUUUUCCCUAGCCUAAGAAUUCUUUUGUUAGGAAAUAAUCGUUUCAAUGGCCUGAUUCCAAGGCAAUUGUGUCAAUUAAGAGACAUAAGCAUAAUGGAUCUUUCCAACUUCUUUUCUUGGUCAAUACCAAGUUGCUUGAGUAAUGUCUCCUUUGGCAAUUAUUUCAGUUAUUCCUGGGGAAAUUUAAUGUUUUCUUAUUGGAAUAUCAGGCAUGAAGAUGGUUACAGUGAUCUAUAUCCCCUUGUACGACUUUAUGACUUUACUAGUUUCUGGGACAAUGUUAAGUUAGAAGAUCAGUAUGUGUUUAAUAUAGACUUUGUCACUAAAAAUAAUCUACUUUCUUUCAAAGGAAACAUUCUGGAUUACAUGUCUGGAUUAGAUUUGUCAUGUAACAAUCUGACAGGCGCAAUUCCUCGGAGUCUCGGGAAGUUGUUCUCCAUUCGUGCUCUCAACUUAUCCCACAAUCAUCUGACAGGGCAUAUCCCAGUUUCGCUGUCAAAUCUAUCCCAAAUUGAGAGUUUGGAUUUUUCUUACAACAAUUUAAGUGGAAGAAUCCCAUCAGAGUUGGUCGAUCUUAACUUCUUCGCAGUCUUCAGUGUCGCGCACAAUAAUUUAUCAGGCAGAAUUCCAGACAAAGGGCAAUUCGCAACAUUUGGAAUCAAUAGUUAUAAAGGAAAUCCAUUUCUUAAUGGGCUGCCAUCAGAGAAGAACCGCACCAAACCUAUAGAGAUACCAUUAUCAUCAGAUGAAACUGAAGAAAAAUGGUAUGAUAUUGAUCGUACAUUUUUCAUUUCAAGUUUUGUUGCAACGUACGGUGUCUUCUUAUUGACUUUUGGGGCUCUUUUCUACAUCAACCCUUAUUGGCGAAGGAGGUGGUUUCGUUUCAUUGAAAAUUUUAUUUACAGCUCUUAAUACUUUGUUGUUGGUUGUUUUCGCAAGUUAGCUAUCAAAUUUAAUAAUUAGUGUUCUUUCCUCAUUUUAUGUUAAUUUUACCAAAGCUACUAAGGUUUUCUAUGCUUACAAAUGAUGGGCAAGAAUGAAGGUUGAAUUUAUGCUUAUUUUGAAUUCAUGAUGCUAUAAGUAGUUAAUUGUACAACUGAUUUACUCUUAGUUAAGAUUGGUAUUCACAUUAUUGUCAA